Molecule: messenger RNA, 2222 nt
Organism: Epinephelus fuscoguttatus (brown-marbled grouper)
Lineage: Eukaryota; Metazoa; Chordata; Actinopteri; Perciformes; Serranidae
Exons: 7
Coding region: 204-896 (230 amino acids)
Biological process (GO): cellular response to lipopolysaccharide; immune response; cell surface receptor signaling pathway
Cellular component (GO): external side of plasma membrane
Source: RefSeq, a predicted model, not a curated record
UGCAGACCUCAUGGAAAAUAACCGGACCACACUGUGUUUUUGAACUUAAACCUUCUCUUGUACAAAGUGCACCUCUCAUCCUGGCUCAAGAUCACACCCCAAACUGUGCCGAUCAUGGACUGAGUAACUCCAGUAGCUCGCACCGUCCUCACGUGAAUCUGAGGUGAUUGGUUAACUUCCACCAAUCGUGGCUGCUCCAGGUGAUGACGUCGUUCUCCUCGUACGUCAAGAGGUCAGAGCUGUUCCACAGAUGCUCUGUCUCCUCUCACAGGAAGAAGGUGAUCUACAUCAUCCUGCUGCUCAUCAACCUGACCUCCAGUGUCUGUGGAACAUUUGUAGUCAAUGUGACACAGACCUCCUAUCAGGCAGAGGAGAACCACAACAUCACACUGGAGUGGAUGUUCACCACCAAACCUGGCAGCUCCCUCCACUCCCUUUAUAUCUACUGUGAACUGUUAACUGAUCUCAGACCAUCAGUCCUGUUUCAUCUACAUGGAGGUGUUGAGGUCCCAGAGUCUCAGGAUGAACAGUUUACAGGACGAGUCCAGUGUGACAAAGACGUCCUCAGAGAGGGACGACUCAGACUUCAUGUGUCCAGACUCAGGACUGAUGACUCAGGACUGUACAUGUGUCAAGUGUUCACACGUUAUGGCGGCAGCACUGCUACAUGUCGGCUCAAUGUCACUGAGCCAAAGUCAGCUCAGAAAACAGAAACACCACUGCAACCCAUCAGUCUACAAACGUCUGAUCCAACGGAAGACAAAGACGUUAAAAGUGGGCUGUCUAGUCGGAGCAGAGUGAUCCUAAUUGUGGUUUUCUGCAUCUUGCUGGCGAUCAUAGUUGUUGGAGUCACAGGAUAUUUGAUACACAAGUAUCGAAAACGGGAGGACCUGUAGUCUAAGUGGUUUCCCUAAGACUACAUUGGUGGUUCAUAGAGAUGAGAACACUACACACCUACCUUGCCUGGAUUUUUCCCUGUUAAUUUGAGGAGUCAGACCCGUCCAGUCACAGCUGGACACAGUGGACCUGCAGGAGGGAGGCUUUUAUAGUAUGAAGGGAAGCACUCUACUGCUAGAAAAUCCUGUUCGUUUCUCUGAUUCAGGCUCAAAGUUUCACCCCUGUGCUGAUGACAGAAACAGCAGUAGCUCAGUCCACAGAAUCAUGGGUUGGGAACUGGAGGGUCGCUGGUUAUAGUUGCUAUCUGGACCAAAUAUGGAGCCUGGACUGGUAGUGGAAAUUGAAUGGAACUUUUAACUUCACAGGCAAUCAUAAACGCCAUGAAAAGACAGAGGGUGUGGGCACAUCCACAUUCACAGGAAUGGUGGGAUGGUGUUGUUCCUGGCUUCGAUGACGACAUGUUCAUAUGGAGCUUUCGGGUGUUGCGGGAGUCCUUCAGUUACAUCUGCUGUUGUCUAGGCCCUGUCCUGCACCACGAACUACUGUCUGCCCAUGCCUGUGAAUAAACGGAUUGCCAUCGCCCUGUGGAGACUGGCCACCAACAAUGAAUACAGGAGUGUGAGUCACCUUUUUGGCGUUGGUAUUUCUACAGUUUGCCGUUGUGUGCAGGACUUCUGCUAUGCAGUCAUAAAGGUGCUGCUUUCUGACCAUAUCAAGACCCCUGAUACCAGAAAAUUGAUUGAGAUGGCUACAUAUUUUGACAACAGGUGGAGGGCACCUCAAUGCGUUGGAGCAAUAGACAGCAGCCACAUCCCCAUCUUAGCACCUGAAUUGUUCCCACGUGACUUUUAUAAUAGAAAGGGAUGGCACUCCAUUAUACUACAAGGUGUUGUUGAUGGCAAGGGUCUGUUCUGGGAUGUGUGUGUAGGCUUUCCUGGUAGUGUACAUGAUGCACGCGUGCUGAGACAGUCCCAUUUCUGGGAAAUUGUGGGAGAUGGACAGUUUUUCACACAACACACUGUCAAUAUUGCUGGACAUGACAUAGGACACUACAUAAUUGGAGACCCUGCAUACCCACUGAAAUGCUGGCUGAUGAAGCCUGUUUUGGAUACCGGCCGACUGACCCAGGAAAAACACAACUACAAUGCAUAUUUUUCUUUGCCACUCCAUAUGCAUCCAGCUCUAUAUUUAGUUAGUUAUUGUGUACUGUUUUUUGAUGUUGAGAGAGAAGUGGCAUUUAUGUUGGCAAAGUUCUUUAUUGACAGAAUGUCUCUUUUACACUGCCUUUGUUUCAGAAUAAUUGAAAAUAAAAACUGACAGCAAAG